CUGCAAUUGAUUUUAAUCGUUUAAUUCUCACAAAUUGGCUGAGCCUCGACAACUUUCUCGACUGGCCUCGAAUCGCCCCCCGCUGCGAGCCUUUCCACCAGUCGACGUUUAUACUCGGCAUUUUUCAUGUCACUCGCAUGCCACUAAGUUGCCAUUCGAUUCUGGUGCCGCAGAGCGGCUUGAAAAGAUGGCAACUAUUGGCCUCGAUAUGCUGAUCGACCCUCCCUCGCCAGACGGUCUCGAGCCCGGGGAGGCGCUUUACCUUUUAGGGCCCCAGACCAUGAGCGAUGCGGCGUCCCAGGAGCAUCCUUCUGAUCCACAGGCGUCUCCGCGAUCGAACCCGCCUCCCCCGAAUCCGCCGUUCGUCUUCCCGCAACGGCCAUCCUCUUCUUCCGGGCCGCCUGCAGUUCCUCGAGCAACUGGGAGACGUCCACGAUCCGCGAUUGAACCUCGGAGCACGUUAGCGAAAGCAAGCGCGGAGGAUGAAAAGGGUGUUCCGCGAUCGCCAGCUCUGCCUGCCUUUUCUUUCAACCCUGGUGCUUCCCAGCCCUCAACACCGGGACUGGAGAACAUGUUUUUGAGUCCCCCGCAGUCUCCCUCAGCACCGAAUUCCCCGCGGUUGGCCGCCACUCGGCCCGCUGGCCAUGGACAUCGCAGAGGCGGGAGCGAGUUUGUCGGAGGGAGCAUUCGGGAUGGUGAAGCCAUAACUGUUUUGAACACCAGCCCGACCAAGUCCGACAGCGGUAUGGCUUCGCCUCUACUCCAGCCCACCAGGCCCCGCAGAGGCCAUGCCCAUCGUCGGUCUGCUGCUAUCUCCAGCCACGACCUGUCUUCGAUCAUCGCCCCACCGCCAAACCCGAGCGUGAAGGGGAGCACUGCUCCUGCGAGCCCGGCCGCCGCCGAACGAUCCCCUCGCCAAAGCCCUCAUACUCCCGAGAAACCCACUGAAAUCGAAAAGACGGCACCUGCGCCUGCCCCAGAACCCGUUGCAAUUGGACUCGGCACUCCGCCGCCACCUGCUAUGGAACUUGAACAGACCCCCAAGGCUCUGGUGCGAAAUAGGGUUGGGUUUUCCGAUACCUUGGAGUACAUCCCAAGGCCGCUCUCGCUGGUGUCCACCGAUACUUCCAGCACUGUUACCGCAAGGCCUGGUCACUCGCUCUCGGGGAGCAUCUCCUCCGUCAUCUCCAUUACAAACGCUGAUCGCGAGGUGGGCCCAUUUCCUGGUUCCGCUCCCGCGCAGAAGACUAGCGACAGUCGGCCUAGCACGGCAGGUGCUGUCAUGGAGCGAACCCAGAGCGCCCAGGAGCAGGACCCAGCUCUUCGGUCUCCGAGAAGACGUGGAUCGAUCCCUCUUCUGGGCUCGCUUCCCCCUACCAUUCCAGACUGCCCAGCUACUCCGAGCCCGACCAGAUCCACGAAAAAAUGGUCGUUUUUCAGCCUCGACCCUUUCGUCUCGGGCUCACCUACACGGACUCAGCCGGAUAGUCCUCGCUCUACCAUCUCGCAUUUGAGCAUGACGGAGCCCAAACCCGUGGAGCGCGUCGCAGAUACUCCGCCGCCCGGACCUGUAGAAGGCCCAGAUGCCCCGAAACCGCUAAGCAAGAAAAGAAGUAAAAAGAAGAAGAAGGUGAAGACUUGGGCAGGGUCCAUUUUGUCCCGCAAAGGCAAACACCGACCAGGUAAGCAGAAGCGCAGAGCGCCGACCCCACCUCCACCGCGUCCUUUCGAGGUGGCCGACGAGGUGGAAGACGGCGAGUUGCACAUGUCUCUAGAGCCGGAAACUUCGAACCUGCAGCCAUCUGGAAAUGGGGACUGGGAAACGUGGACCUUCCCAAAACCUGCCCAAGAUGAGGACAUGUCGUACCAGAUGAUCGACCUGGACGCGGCUCUCGGACCGUUCAACACCCCCUUGCCACGCAAUCUGGAAUGGGAAGCUGCACAAAAGGCGGGAGGCCUCACCAAGAAGCAGCUUCACAGCGCUGCAGGCAUGAGCCGGUUUACCGGGCCCGGGAUGCACUACUACCAUAGACGGGCUGAAAGCGCCCCGGAAUUGGUGCCUUUCGAAGGUGGACGCUUUGGAUUCCGGCGGUUCGGGAGCAGCUCCACAAUGGCUGACGUGUUCGAGGAGGACGAGGAAGAAGAGGAAGAGGAUUCGUGCGAGUCCUCGACUGGCGCAUCGACGCCUGCUGCUGGGACCUCAAUCGCCGAGAAGCCCGAGGACGUGGUACCGCUUGAGGAGCCGUUGCAACCUCUUCAACAAAGCCCAGCUAAGGCAGACAAUAUCGCGCCGCCUCCAGUCGAAGCCAACCCCGGACCGAGUCGCGAAGCCGACGAUGUGUCGAAGACAGCAAAAUCGGCAUCGAAUCCGGUUCCCAGUCUGGGCCGCGAUGAGGUGGUUCUCAUUGAACCUUCUCAGUGCUUGACCGAAUUUUCGGACUCACCUGGUUACAACGCCAAUUCUGGUUCCGCAACGCCUUCCCCGCGCCAUGCCUUCCGGCCCAAGGAUCUAGCUCCCGUCGAGGUUAGCCCUCUCAACCUUCCCACGACAUCGUUGGGUCCUGUUAGCCCGUGGUCCAUGACCCAGUCCUCCGCGUUUCCCUCUCCAAGAUCACCAAUGUCUUAUGAUGCGCAGUGCAUCUCUACCGCGCCGUCGUCGGUUACAGAGGACAACUUCCAUUCGCUUCUUAUGGGAGAGCCCGGGCCAGAAGUCCGGAUAUCGGUUGACGAUAUCCCCUCUCUGACGUCCAGCAACUCAACGAUGACACGGGACAGCCUCUUUGCACAGCACCCGCAAGCAAGGCAACCGCCGUUGAACGAUCAAGCGAGGCCUGCCUCUUUUACCUCGACUGCUUUCGGGCGGCGGCGUUCAAGCCUGGCGAGCCUUAGUCGCCUGAUCAACAGCUCACACGGGGAACGAAGCAAGUUGUCGAUCGAAGUCCCAAUGGAUAGCGAGCCGGAGAAGAAGUCUAAAAGCAGCAAGACCAAGCGCUUGAGCCGGAUGAUGCAGUUUUGGAAGUCGAAAGAUGGCAGCACGGCAUGAGGGCCACAGCUUCCUGGCACAUUCGGAUGGUGUCUGAACUAUGAGGAUGCAAUUGUAGGAUUAUGGAGGGGUGUUGGGGGGGUUUAAUUUUGAUGUCUUUUGGCGUUUCUGAUGGCAGCAUGAAGGGCAAGGU
Messenger RNA from Chaetomium fimeti, 3176 nucleotides. RefSeq lists its product as uncharacterized. The coding region runs from base 188 to 3043 and encodes 951 amino acids. The transcript has a single exon. Lineage: Eukaryota; Fungi; Ascomycota; Sordariomycetes; Sordariales; Chaetomiaceae. The record is from RefSeq and is a predicted model, not a curated record.